ACAAACAGUCGUCUCUUGAACUUGUUUUCUACUAGUACGAAAUUGGGUUGUCUUUUGUUAUUUGUACACAAGUGUGUGGAUUCUUGUGUUGAAUCAUUUUAAAGAGUUUGGCUAAACUUUAGCUCUUGGAGUAGAAGUUUACUAACUGUCAGAUCUAUAUGACAUGGUCUCUGAUGAAACGAAAAGUUGAUCUGUCUGUUAUCAUCGGAUAUUCUACAUCUUUAUCUUUAUCAUAUAUACAUACAACAAAGAAGAACAAAGAAGAAAGAUAAAGGAGAAAAAAGAAAAGGUGUAGUAGUUUUUAUUUUGAUAAGUAGCUAGCUAGUGAAAUAUAUAUUAUGGAGAGUAGAGAUAUGAAAAGCAUCUUUUUGGAUGACAACAUGUCAAAUUUAACAUCUGCAUCAAAUGAAGCAAUAAGCCUAUCUUCAUCUAGCAACAGGAAUGAAAUUGGUACUAUGUACCCUCCACCUCAUCAGAUGCACCAGUCCUCCUUUGGUUCUGUGCCACUCAAUACAAACAACAACACCAACAGCCAAACUCAAUCAAACAAGAAAAAGAGGAAUCUUCCUGGCAAUCCAGAUCCAGAAGCUGAGGUGAUAGCUUUGUCACCAAAAUCACUCAUGGCAACAAAUAGAUUCUUGUGUGAGAUUUGCAACAAAGGGUUUCAAAGAGACCAAAAUCUUCAAUUACAUAGAAGAGGACAUAAUUUGCCAUGGAAACUUAAGCAAAAGUCGAAAACAGAAGUGGUUAGAAGGAAAGUUUAUGUUUGCCCCGAGCCGAGUUGUGUGCACCAUGAGCCAUCAAGAGCACUUGGAGACCUUACCGGUAUCAAGAAGCACUUCUCGCGAAAACACGGCGAGAAGAAAUGGAAAUGCGAGAAAUGCUCUAAGCGUUACGCGGUUCAAUCUGAUUGGAAAGCUCAUUCCAAGAUUUGUGGCACAAGAGAAUAUCGAUGCGAUUGCGGUACCCUUUUCUCAAGGAGGGACAGCUUCAUCACUCAUAGAGCCUUUUGUGAUGCAUUAGCAGAAGAAACCGCCGGAAGAUCAUCGUCGUCGUCGUUAAACCACAUCCUUCCGCUUCAAAUACCGAUCAACUAUCCACUCAAAACCGAACCACAACAUCUUCUCCAACACCCACAACUUAGCUUCAAUAUCGGCUCGAGUAGCCCCCCACAACAUCAUCAUCAAAUACCAUCAUGGCUAAACCAUCAACAACAACAACAACAAAACCCUAACCCUAAUAAUAAUCUCCAUCUUCUUCCAUCACCUAAUAAUAAUAAUUCAUCACACAUGUCUGCCACUGCAUUGCUCCAAAAAGCAGCUCAAAUGGGAGUAACCAUGAGCAAUAAUAAUAAUAAUAAUAAUAAUAGCAAUCAACAAUCUUCAAUGAUUUUAAAUAAUCAUGGGUCCCAAGUGCAAGGCCUAAUUCAGCAUCAGCAGCAGCAAGAUCACAUGUGUGCACCUUCACUAUCAUCUCUUCACCAUCACCAUUCAGCCAAUUUGUCUACAAGUGAUCAUCAUAACAAUAAUCAUCAUCAUGUGAUGUUAGAUACAACAACAACAACAACAAGCAGCAGUACUAAUUGUAUGGACCAUCUGCUUCUUAAUCAUCAUCAUCAGCCAAAUUCUUUGACAUCUACAAGUGUAGGGUCAUCAGCAACAAAUAGCAACAACAUCAAUCAAAUCUUCAAUGGAAUGCUAAGUAGCAGCUUAUCUACUACAAAGAAGUUAGAUCAUCACAUGAAUAAUGGCUACCAACAACCACAACUCUUUCCACAACCUUCCAACGACACUACUACGGUAUUGAGUAACGCUAGAAAAGACGGCGGUCAAGGAGUGGCGGGCGCAAACGACGAGUUGACUAGAGAUUUUUUGGGACUUAGAGGAUUUCCAAAUCCUAAUGAUCAUCACCAUUUUAUCAACAUGGCUGCUGCUAGUCUUGAUCAUAUGAGUCAAAUAAAUCCAAACCAUAAUCAAAAUCAAAUACCAUGGCAAGGUUAAUUAUUAGCUAUAAUAUAUAUAUAUAUAUAGCUAGUUAAUUUGGACCCAUAUAUAUAUAUUAUAUGGUGUACUUUUUUAAUUAGUUUUUUUUUUUUGACAUUAUUUGCUUUUAGUGAUACUUGAUGAGCUCAGUUUUUUCUUUUUAUUUCUUUCAAUAUAUAUUGUUGGUUUUGGAUCUUAGAUUAUUAUUCGUGAAAGCUAUGAAUGCUUCGAUGAAUUUUAGCA
Erigeron canadensis is the source of this 2225-nucleotide messenger RNA. RefSeq names its product protein indeterminate-domain 7-like. Gene Ontology annotation, cellular component: nucleus. NCBI's taxonomy places the organism in Eukaryota, Viridiplantae, Streptophyta, Magnoliopsida, Asterales, Asteraceae. The transcript is spliced from 4 exons. The record is from RefSeq and is a predicted model, not a curated record. Gene Ontology annotation, molecular function: DNA-binding transcription factor activity. Bases 339 to 2000 code for a protein of 553 amino acids.